Messenger RNA from Megalopta genalis, 6660 nucleotides. RefSeq names its product Protein tyrosine phosphatase 10D (gene Ptp10D). NCBI's taxonomy places the organism in Eukaryota, Metazoa, Arthropoda, Insecta, Hymenoptera, Halictidae. Gene Ontology annotation, biological process: protein dephosphorylation. The record is from RefSeq and is a predicted model, not a curated record. Gene Ontology annotation, molecular function: protein binding; protein tyrosine phosphatase activity.
CCGUUCAGUUACCGAACACUCGAUUAGGAGUAACGCUCCGCGAUACGGCGGAGAUCAAAGGUGACUGGCAGCCAAGCAGUUGGUUUUUGACACGGUGUGACACGACGCGACGCGACGGAACCACGGACGCAAAGGCGCAAAUUACAUGAUUUCUCGUGAUAACAGGCGGUCCGAGGGAAUUCCAGUGUCGUCGAUCGAUCGAGGGACUGUGCGUAGCCGCGUUUUUGCUGACGGAAAAGUGUUUGCCGGCUGUUCUUAGGCAAGCAAAUAGACCAGAACAGAAGAGAAAAGGGGAAAAGAUUGGGGAAGGAGUCUGCGGUGGAUCAAAUUCGUUGCAUAUCGUCGUCUCAUCACUUCGUUAAGGAUGAAGAGCACGGCUGUCGAACACCCGAAGCCGAAUUUCACCUUUUACGGCACACUACUCCUUUUUUUGACGCUGCUCGCCGAGGUAACGUAUUCGGCCGAUCUCGCAAUUGAGAUACCAGGGAACUUGAGCCAAGGAGGCUCUUGGUAUCGUUUAGAUUACAGCCCUGCUGUUGGUUAUCCACCACCUAAUACCACCAUAGCCGCCACUGACAUAGGCGAUGUUAUCAAGUUCAAAGAUGGUCUUCCUGGGACUAGAUACGAAUUUUGGUUGUAUUAUAGUAAUAGUACCCUCCAUGAUUGGCGAACAUGGACAGCCUCCAUCACGACAGCGCCGGAUCCUCCGUCGAAUUUGACUGUUUCUGUACGAAACGGCAAGACUGCAGUAGUUUAUUGGUCACCACCAGCUCAGGGCAAUUAUUCCGGCCUCCGGUUGAGGGUGCAAAGUUUGAGCGACAGCGGAAAUCCAAAAACAAGCGUGAUUCCUGCGGAUGCAGUCUCUUAUGUGCUUCGCGAUCUCAUUCCUGGGGCAACUUACUCUCUUCAGCUUUUCACCGUGUUAGACACCAAAGAAAGCGUGGCUUACACUAGUAGAAAUUUUACCACAAAACCCAACACUCCUGGGAAGUUUAUUGUAUGGUUCAGAAAUGAAACGACCUUGUUGGUCCUUUGGCAGCCGCCCUAUCCUGCAGGGAUUUACACCCACUACAAAGUUAGCAUAGAUCCUGCUGAUGCCAUAGAAUCUGUUCUUUAUGUGGAGAAGGAGGGGGAACCACCUGGGCCAGCACAGGCGGCCUUCAAAGGACUCGUACCCGGUAGAGCUUACAAUAUUUCCGUGCAAACGGUAUCGGAGGACGAGACUUCGGCUCCAACGACAGCCCAAUAUCGAACGGUACCGUUGCGUCCUUUGAACGUCACCUUCGAUAAAUCUUCAAUAACGUCCACUUCUUUCCGCGUCUUUUGGAAUCCUCCUGAAGGAAUCUCUGAAUUCGAUAAGUAUCAAAUUUCGUUAGGGGGCAACCGAAGACUUGCACCGGUCACGAGAAAUCGGGAUGACGAGAGUAAAUGGGAAUUCAAGGAUCUAGAACCGGGGAAAACAUACCAGGUCGUCGUGAAAACGGUGUCGGGCAAGGUUACUAGCUGGCCAGCUAGUGGAGAUGUAACUUUAAAGCCAUUGCCGGUGCGCCAAUUACGCACCGUCAUCGAUGAAAAGACUGGAAUGGUGGAGGUUUCUUGGCUUCCCGACAAUUCCAGCAGUCAGGAUAACUACAAGCUGCAGUAUCAUGAGGUGGAAACAGCGAUAGGCGGCGACAGUAAUACCCUAACUACUGAUAAAACAAAAGUUACGUUAGAAGCUCUGCUACCUGGCCGGAAUUACUCGAUAAUCGUACAAGCAAUUAGUAAUAAAAUCGAGUCAAACGAAACCGUUUUAUACCAAGUCACACGACCGUCCAGUCCGAUCAUCGAGGAUCUGAAACCGAUCGAGAAGGGACUGAACAUCUCGUGGAAAAGCGACGUCAAUUCGAGACAAGAGAAAUUCGAGGUGACACAUAACAGGAAUGACACUGGAGAAAGUGCAACAACAUUAACCACGGAAUCCCACAUUGUUCUGGAAGACCUUUAUCCUGGCGCGGCCUACGAAGUUAAAGUAUUCGCCAUUAGUCAUACCCUAAGAAGUGAACCACACGACUAUUUUCAAGCAGUUUUGCCGAAACCACCAAAAAAUUUGAGUUUCGAAAGGGUAACCAGCCACACCGUCGUAGUGCAAUGGGAAGCACCGUCGAACUCGUUGUACACCGAAUUCUCGAUUCGAUAUCGAACAGAAGACGAUCCGAGAUGGGUCAAGUUGCCCAGCGUCCGAGAAACGGAAGCGGAAGUGGCGGAUAUGACGCCUGGAGAAAAAUACACGAUUCAAGUGAACACCGUCAGUUACGGUGUCGAAAGUCUUUAUCCGCUACAAUUGAAUCACACAGUUCGCCCAAAUCCUGUGCUAAACAUCACUCCGAUCGUCGACUCGACCAACGUAACGCUGGAGUGGCCACGACCGGAAGGCAGGAUCGAGACGUACGUGAUAAGGUGGUGGCCUUUCGAAAAUCCCGAGGACAUUCGUUCGAAAAACGUCUCGGAGAGCAACGACGUGUCCAGCACGCUUUUCGACGAGAACGCUGUGCAAAGGGUCCUCGUUGGCGACCUGAUGCCGGGCGUUCAAUACUCUUUCACGAUCUACACGUUGUCCUACGGCCUAGUCAGUGACGUCACCAAUUUGACCACCAGGACAAUGCCACUAAUCCAAUCGGAAGUCGUUGUGGUGGUCGAUCGAGAUCAACCGGACUCCUUGACCUUGAGAUACACACCGACACCUAUCCAGACCUCGAUUUUCGAUCUCUAUCGAUUCCGGAUUAGCGACGAGAACAACACGACGAAAGAGCGACUGGUUGACGACACCGACACUAAGGUGACCUUCAACGGCCUAACACCUGGUAAACUCUACAACGUGACGGUUUGGACUGUCAGCGAUAACGUGGAGAGCAGACCUCUGCUUAGGCAGGAUAGACUUUAUCCUGAACCAAUUACGUCGAUCCAGGCGAUAAACAUCAAUGACACCAAGAUUACGUUGACGUGGGACAUACCACGCGGACAGUACGACGGAUUCGAGGUCCAAUACAUAAACACAGACGGGAACUACAUUCAGAACAUCACUUCUGUGAACCUGAUCACAAUCUCCGAUCUGAAACCCCACAGAAACUAUACUUUCACGUUGAUAGUACGUUCCGGCACGGCGUCGUCUUAUCUCAGAGUCUCUAAUCCGCUGAGUGCUAGCUUCACCACCAGCGAGUCCUAUCCCGGCAGGGUGGAGAAGUUCCAUCCCACGGACAUCCAGCCGAGCGACAUCAGCUUCGAAUGGUCCCUGCCAAGCCAAGAGCAAAAUGGCAUCAUCCGAAAAUACACCAUCACCUACGGACUGGAAGGUUCAGCGCACACUCAGAUGCAGGACUUCAGACCGAACGAGUACCGCGGUGUCAUCAAGUCCUUGAUUCCGGGUAAAACGUACACCUUUCGGAUCCAAGCACAAACGAAAAUCGGUUUCGGGCCCGAGGCGGUUUGGAAGCAGAAAAUGCCGAUCCUGGCACCACCGAAGCCGCCGACGCAGGUGGUACCAACGGAGGUCUGCAGGAGCAGCAUGACGAUUCAAAUCCGCUUCAGGAAAAACUACUUCAGCGAGCAGAACGGCGCGGUCACGUCGUAUACGAUUAUCGUAGCCGAGGAUGACAGCAAAAACGCGUCCGGCUUGGAAAUGCCUAGUUGGAGGGACGUUCAGGCCUACAGUAUUUGGCCACCAUACCAGGUGAUGGAACCUUACUAUCCGUUUAAAAAUGGCUCCGUCGAGGACUUCACGAUCGGCAGUGAGAACUGUGACAACAAAAUCGGAUAUUGCAAUGGACCACUAAAAUCUGGUUCGACUUAUCGAGUGAAAGUGCGUGCGUUUACCGCGCCGGACAAAUUCACGGACACGAGUUACAGCUUUCCGAUUCAAACAGGAUUGCUGCUGGCAGAUAAGGAUAACACAGCCAUAAUAGUUGGGGUCAUAGUCCCAAUAGUAUUCCUGUUGACCCUAUUGGGUAUUGGGCUGCUGGUGAGAAGACGAAGAAGCCAAGGUCGCAAAACGACCGAAACUAGAACAACCGAUAAUCUCUCCUUACCAGACAGCGUUAUCGAGACUAGUCGACCGAUCAAAAUCGAGGAUUUCGCUGAGCAUUACCGCACGAUGUCCGCGGAUUCGGAUUUCCGUUUCUCAGAGGAAUUCGAAGAAUUGAAACACGUUGGAAGGGACCAGCCUUGCACAGCGGCGGAUUUACCGUGCAACAGACCAAAGAAUCGUUUUACAAACAUUUUGCCCUAUGAUCACAGUAGAUUUAAGCUCCAGCCUGUGGAUGACGAAGAGGGUUCAGACUACAUCAACGCCAAUUACGUUCCAGGCCAUAAUUCUCCAAGGGAGUUCAUCGUUACUCAAGGUCCAUUGCAUUCGACUCGCGAUGACUUCUGGAGAAUGGUCUGGGAAAGCAAUAGCAGAGCGAUUGUGAUGUUGACGAGGUGUAUCGAGAAGGGUAGGGAAAAAUGUGAUCACUAUUGGCCCACGGACACCUUGCCGGUUUAUUACGGAGAUAUUUGCGUCACGAUAUUGAACGAAACACAUUAUCCAGACUGGAGUAUAACGGAGUUUAUGUUGUGCAGAGGAGACGUGAAUAGGGUAAUACAACACUUCCAUUUUACAACGUGGCCGGACUUCGGUGUUCCAAGUCCACCUCAGACGCUGGCCAGAUUCGUGCGAGCGUUUCGGGAAAAGGUUCGGUCCGACCAAAGACCGAUAGUCGUGCACUGUAGCGCCGGUGUUGGUCGCAGCGGUACUUUCAUCACGUUGGACAGAAUCCUCCAGCAAAUUCUGGUGUCCAAGCACGUUGACAUUUUCGGGAUUGUCUGGGCAAUGAGGAAAGAGCGUGUCUGGAUGGUCCAAACCGAGCAACAGUAUAUUUGUAUACACCAAUGUCUUCUGGCGGUCUUGGAGGGUCAAGACAUGACUGGACCUCCUCGAGAGAUUCAUGAUAAUCAGGGAUUCGAAGAUGAUGAAGGAAUAGCGGAAUCAGGCAUGUGAUCUUCGAGUCUCUCGUUGUGUUCAGGGAUCAACGAUGAUAAAGACCUUUAAGAGGUACUUUGGUAAAGGUGGCGAGAGACAGCGAAAAUAGUAUUACAGUGAUAUUAUGAGUGAUAUCUCGGACGACGUAGAAUCAUUCGUGAAAGUGUUCGAUGUUGAAUGAACAAAAUGUUGUUGAAACCAACCCACGCAUCUAAGUGAUACACAGUUUUAAUUUCGUGAAGUUCGAAGCUAGAGUGAUGAAAAUAGCCUAAGCGAAACAGGAGACGAGGAAGUGGCCGAAUACUCGUGUAAUGUCUCGUAUAAUCAUCGGAAACAGUGUUCAACAGAUGAUACAGUUCUUGACAAUAAUUAUUUAUUUCUCUCGACGCUUUGCCAUGAAAAUGUCACGCGAAUCCGAGGAAACGAUCAUCGUUCUACCCGACGAACCUCUCGGUUUCCAUUUCCGAGGAAUGUCGCAGUCAAAUAGUAGCGAGAAGGUUUAUUCCUAUCUUUUCUACGAUAGCUAGAUUCAAUUAAACGAUCUGAUCGUGCGCGACAAAUGUGUUUAGGACAAAUUUCCUGAAAAACCGAGCGACGAUUACAGAUGAAAUCGAACAAAACGUAAAGAACAAUGAUCAAAUUUUUCGUAUAAAAAGAAAGAAGAAGGAAGAGAAUAAAGAAGUCACGAUCAAAAUGAAGAACUGUUUACCCUGACGGACGCCAACGAUGACUUUCGUAUUUUUUUGACGAUUAUUUACAUAUCGAAGAAACGUGGACGACGUUUUCAAACGAAGGUGGCAGAGUGUGAAUAGAAGGACCUGGGGGUCCGGAAUGGUUCGUCACUAUUUUGUAAAUACGAAUAUCGACCACUGUCGACCAUUUUCAGCGAACUAGACGGCUUCAAAUGUGUUGAACGAAUCCGGAACACGUCGAUUUCAAUGUUUCCACGAUUGAAGCUCGCGUUUAGGCGUCCAUCGUGAUAUAGAUAACUCAAAGUUGCAUAUCUUAAGGAAUGUAACAGUGGGUUGCCACGGUUCGAUCGAGAGAAUUCGGUACGCGACGAAGUAACGCAAUGAUAACUAUGACAUUUAGCAGGUUUUACGAAACAGAUGCUGAUGAAAUAAAACUCAUUCGUCAUGAAAUCAUGACACGAAAUAAUCUUUAUAAAUUAUUGAAGUCAACUGUGAAUUGCAGAUUGUCUUAAAUCAAAUAAUACGCUAAAGUUCAAUGGCAGAUUUCGUUAUUAUGUUUAUUAAAAUACCUGUUUAAUGGGAUAUUCAAUAUCUAAGUUAGUUAUGACUAAAAUUUGCCUCAUGUAUUAUGGUAACAUGCGUAAACAUAUUCUUUUUGCUUAUUCCUACGUCAUAACUAGAUCGUGGAUAUUUAUGCACAAUAAAAAAUUUCCAAGUUAAUUGUAUGAAACAUGAAUUAGAUGAAUAUGUCUUUCCUUUGUAAAUAGUGUAGCAAUAUCUUUAAAUUCUUCUAAUGCCUUGUGCCUUCGAAAUUUUAAACAUCUGUUAUAUUAGGUACCUAACUUUAUAAGGAGGUAUUUUUAUAAACAAAAUAUUCAGAUCUUUUCAAUAUUCGAAAUCUCAAUUAUGUCUGUAAAAGUUCAAACAAAAUAUGGAACAAUACAUUACAAAAUAAUAAUGUAUUUCACGUAA